CUUGUCCGUUCGGAUUUAGCGAAUAGAUUAUUCUCAUAUAAUUUCGAGAGGAUAUAACUUUGUGAAAGAAAAUUAGGUUUCUGAUAUUAAGAUACGUUAGAAGAUCGAAACCGUAAAUCUUAAUCGAAAACUGACGUAUUCCAUACUAUUUUCGUUUAUUAAAGACAUAACUGGUACAGAUAUUAACGACAACCUGUAAUUUAUUACUAGAAACAUAAUCUAAUUAGCUAUCUUACGUUUGAUAUCAGCGGCACGACUAAGCAUUCAAUCAAUCUCAACUUGGCAAAAAUAGGAGUAUAAGUCACAGUUUCCACAAAAUGUUAUGAAUACGCGUUAUCUUCGCCGCUCAAGUGGCAAUUGGACUUAAAAACAAGAUUCGAGACCACGCUAACAAAUAUAACCUCUGCGCCUAUCAAUCUCACAGGUAGUAAAAAACGGAAAUCACACAAACAAGCAAAAAGUGGAAUAAGAAAAGCAUUACUUUUGCUUAAAUUGAGUGUUAAUUUGUUGCAGUCUUCGUUAACAAGUUCAGAUCAUCUACAAAUCAGUACGUCAACAUAUAAAUGAAUGUGAAAAUGAGACGUAAUUCAGUUUAAUUCAUGGAAAAACUUACCAAGUCAUACGUUGAUACCAAUAAGAUUAACCGCGGAUGGACUCAAAUAACACUGAAGUUUUUAUAAUAACAGUUUGUCACCAACUGUCUCGAAAGCCUUGGAAAAAUGAAUUAUUGUAAGAAUAAUUAAUUCCCUCUUACCACUUGAACAAAAGCUUCUUAUAAAUAUAUAACAUCACUGUGUUGAAACCAUGCCUAGACUUAUAGCCAAGACGCGAAAUGACUAAACUGUUAUAUGGGAAAACAUAUCGACACAGCUGAAAGAGUAAUAUUAAUUUUUUCAGCACGAGAUUGCAAAAAUUGCGGCGGCUAGCAGGAAGGUUGAGACCGAAAUCCACCAUCGAAACCAGUGGAAGUUGUCUGCUUGCAGGCUGCUUUACCAAGCAAUGAGCCACUUACCGACUCAGAAUUUAACGGAUUUGCAAGUUAUUGAGAGGGCCAGAAAAACAGCGAUCGGAGUCCCGACAGUGCUGGGUAGACACAUCUAAAUGCAUACUUAAAAUUCAUGGGGGAAAAGUUCGGUGGCAACCCUGGUUGGAUGGACAAUCUGAACGCAAGAGUGACAUUAAAACUUACUUAAAGCCGACAAUUCAAAAGCAGUCCAAACUAUAUGGACUAGGGCGAUAAGGAUGCUCGGGUCAACAAAUAGUAUACACAGAAAACGGCCGCAUUGUCCAAGGCGUACGGGGCGCCAGCGUGAAGGCGACGGAGUUACUGGCUGCUAUUCGGAGAGUAUUGUGGUGGCUAUGGUUACUCCGAACCAAGUUGAAGCAUUAAAUAAUUCGAAAUUUUAGAUUAAAGGUCCUGCCUUGACCAGAGGAGACAGAUUGGACCAUGCAUAAAUUCUCAUAAUUGCGGAACGAUGAGAAAAUGAAGAAGCAAGCGUUGAAAUUCCAUAAUUAUUGUACAAAAAAAGUUGAUUCCAAUACGGAAUAUUUGCUUGCAGCUCUGUAUAAUAAUGCUGAGCACACUGAGCCAUAUAAAUGCUAUUUGCAAUGCAUCUUUGAUACUCUCGGAUUGGUAGACAGUGACAAUCAGGUAAACCUUGAGAAAUUAUUGAACUUUACACCAACUGAAAUCCACGAACACAUAUUAGAGCUGCAUCGUGCAUGUGACACACAACCUGGCAAAGAUAGCUGCGACAUUGUCUACACAACCUCGCAAUGCUAUUACGAACUUAAACCAGCAGCGAGAGGGUACUUAGAAUAUAUGAUGCAUUAAAUGUAUUUACUUAUUGCUUAAAUCGUGAUCCAUUCGCAGUAACGACAGGCAACUCAACAUGCGUUAACGUUUAAUUCCAAAUUUAUUUUAUUCUAUGUUAAAGGGCAAGGAUAUAAGAUUUUAUCAAAAAAUAUAACUAUGUAAAUAAAAUAAAAUCGUACCUUAAGAUCACCACGUUAGGAUACAUAUUUCUUUAAACUAUCGAUUAAUUCUUAGUCACAAAGCUUGUUAGCAAUAAUCAGUUUCAUCAAAAUCAUUUUAUAUAGAACUGUUCUGAAUGCAAAUACUGGUGCAUAGUCAUAUAAUAGCGAUGUUUGUUUUCGAGACCGUCUAGAAAAUAGUACGAGCAAUUUAAAUUUAAGUUUUAAUUAGGAAACUUUUAAAACUUACCAACUAAUUUGGGUAAAACACUUUGACAAAAUCAUUUCAUUAAAUCACCGUCAUUAACAAUUUUCACAGCAAUUUCUUGGCCAAAUGUAUUAAGAUUUUAAAGCAUGAUACGGUAUAACUAUUAUGGGGCUUUAUUUUAUUUAUUUAAUAUUUAAUGUAAUAAUUUAAACAAUUUAAAAAAACGUGAGCUUAUGUACAUUUUUCCAGUCUGUUGCCGCAAAAGAAAGUUACACAAGCAACAAUUGUUUACUUGGGUAGCAUAUCAAAAAUUUGCGAUGUGUACCAAAAUAAAUAUGUGUAUAAAAACAGUUUCAUUGUAAAAGGGCAACGCUAACGCCUUAGCAACCAUCCUAAAUAUAGAUGCGUUAUUUCCAUCGAAGCCGAACCGUAGUAAGAAGAGAAUUUUUGUCAUCUAAAGUUCUAUGAUAAAAACCCUGUAGAUAAAUACUAAGCGUUGCGGUAAUAGCGCUGACGUGCGUUGUCGUAUAAUAUGAGAGCCCGCUAAAGAAAAUAGUUUCUGCAGAGUGCAGCUGGAACGUUGGAGUUCAUCACCCUGCAAAUACAAUUCACAUUCUUCGUUGUUGUCCAAUUUGUCCGAAUUGUCCGAUAGGAGGGCAGUAAAACGACGAAUUGACGAAACGGCCAAUUACAACGUGCUUCAAAUUUUACGUCCAGUUUAAGUGGUUUUUGAUAAGGCACGUCGCGCAUACAUUCAAGUUUAUCUCUCUCAACUACUCCUCUUCAGCAGAGAUACGACCCCAUUAGACGAAUAUAAAUCCACAAUAAUGGCUUUUAAAGAUCAGAAACUAUCCGCAGAAAUCAUCACAUUAUAGUUGUUAAUGGCUACUUCAAAAUGAUUAAGUUUUUUAUUUAAUAUCGAAAGAUCUGUUAAAUGGCGGCAUUAUUUACAACUAAACUAUAUAUAUAUAUAUAUAUACGUACAUAAAUCUAUAUAUAAUUUAAUAUUUUUACCUAAUGAUUCUACCAGUGUUUGUUUCUACUUUAAAAUUUUUCCUUCCUCUGUUUUCCAUGUGUUUCUCCUGCUGUUUUGCCACUUUCAAAAACAAGUCUUUUCAUCAUAAGUUUGUCCUAAAUUAUACUAUUCUCUUUCUCUUGCAGUUUAUGCCUUCAUGAAUUUCGGUUGUUAGUGUGUUCACAUUUUGCUCGAUUAUCUGAGCAGGUAUAGUUUUUCUAUUUUUAUAUGCAUUGGGAGUUGUUAAUUCGGUCUUCUCAAUGGCAAGAAAGGCACGACCUUCUUGACAAUGUUAUAAUAAUUGAGUUGCGUUACAAUCUUUUUCACAAUAUCACUUAAAACGGAGCUUGCAAUAUUUGCAUGUUGCUCCGCGUUCAUCUAUCCUUUAAAUUCCGUGAGUUUCAUCCAAUAUUAUUUCUCUUUGGAAAAUGUUAACACCAGCAGCAUGCCAAUGUGGAGCUGAUGCCAUAUUAAUCCUUAGAUCUUUAACGAAAAACGAUUGCUUGAAAGCUUCGUGGUAACUGAUCAAUAAACGAAAAGAAUAUUUCAAUAUUUUAAUGGCUUUCAUUUUUGUUUUGACAUAUUAACAAUUUGGGAAGC
Molecule: messenger RNA, 3797 nt
Organism: Glossina fuscipes
Lineage: Eukaryota; Metazoa; Arthropoda; Insecta; Diptera; Glossinidae
Gene: Obp69a
Product: general odorant-binding protein 69a
Exons: 5
Coding region: 1484-1834 (116 amino acids)
Biological process (GO): sensory perception of smell
Molecular function (GO): odorant binding
Source: RefSeq, a predicted model, not a curated record